AUGCCUGACGGUGUUGGCAAUCCGAUACAGGUCAACGUGAGAAUAAGACCGUCAAGUGCAGAGGAGAAACAGCUUUCUCAACGUUGGAAGAAUGAGGUUGUCACUGCCUCGGAAAUGUCUCACAUCGUGGUGGACAAGAGGAAAAGAUUCACAUUUGAUACAGCUUUUUCAACAUUUACAUCGCAGCAGUCUGUGUAUGAUAUUUGUGCCAAGAACAUGUUGAAUCAAUUCUUGGAAGGAAGGAAUUGCUGUAUUAUGGCUUACGGAAGGACUGGCACUGGAAAGUCUUUUACAUUGGGAUUAUCCGAAGAAACUGUCUCCGCGACUACUACUGCAUCACGAAUGGCGAAAGAGGGCAUAGCUCCCCGAAUCCUACGUAAUUUAUUCUCAAGUCUUCCAGCAUCCAACGCUGAUUCCAAAGUGAAGUUGACGUGUUCAUUCAUGCAGCUGUAUGAUGAACAAGUAAUAGAUCUCCUCAACUAUCCAGCAAGAGGCCCUUAUGAUCGAAAGCCCAUCACUGCUCCAGCCGAUCAGAUAAAAUAUAUCGAAUUACGAGAGGAUGCUGCUGGUCUUGUGCAUUGCAUUGGUGGAAAAGAUGUGGAAAUCGCUACGCUACAGGAAGCCCUAAACUUGUUGAUGAGCGGACUUGAAUAUAGAGCAGCCGUAGCAACAGAGAUGAAUUAUGACGUGUCGCAAGUCCAUACCCUAUUUCAAAUAUCUUUAAGGCAUCAGAGCUUUGAAUUGGACGGUAUAAAAGAUAGUAAAACCAAUCAACCUAAUGGAGACUGGAAGAUUAUAAACUCGAAAUUUCUAUUUGUCGAUCUGGCUGGCUCAGAAAGUCUACAAGCCUUCAGUACCUCUGAAACAACUUCGAAAGAUGGAGGAUUAAGUGCACUAGGCAAAGUUAUAUCUAGGCUGGCCGAAGAUACCGCACGAUCACGGAAUAGUAUACCAUACAAUGACUCGAAACUUACUCGAUUACUCAAAGAUCCGUUGGGUGGUAAUUUCCAGACUUUGCUGAUGGCCUGUGUUGGUCCAACAGAAUCUACUUUACCCGAUACUUUGAAUACAUUAAAGUACGCCAUUCGAGGUCGUAGUAUCAGGAACUCACCCCAGCUCAAUAUCGAAUACCAGUCAGAAUUGGAUGCACUAAAGACUCAAGUUACAAAAUUCAAGUCGCAGAUACAGCAACUGAACGAUGGUGCUGAAGGCGAUCCUCUUCGACUAAGAAAGGAGAAUACAGAUCUGCGUUCACAAUUAGAACGUUUGUCGAACGAGCUGGCGCUGGCGCAAGCAGGAUUUGAUCUCAAGAAUCGUAAAAAUAUGGAUGACGACAAUGACAGUGCUUCCAUUAGAACGUCUGCUGCUGAUGAAGGCAAAACGGGUGUCUCGAGAGACGAUAAUGAGAAUCUCCAAUCUAUUGUUUCAAAGCUAGAGAAAGAGCUUGCUGCCAGUAAACAGUCAUCGCAAGAUUUGCAGAUGGCUUUUGAUAGACAAAAGUCACGAGUGAUUGAAUUGGAAACCAUCCACCAAGUCGCUGUAUCUGAAUUAGCUGGUCUUCAGUCUCGAGGGAUAUCUGUCGAUGGCAUCGAAGAUUUGAAGAAACAAUUGGCAGCAGCCACCAAAUCGGCCAAUAUCAAUCGAGCAGAGAGCGAUGCUCUGCAUAAACAGGUCAAGGGGAUGGAAACUGCUGUGCAAAACAAGGAUAAAGAAAUGAAUAUCAUGAAAUCCAAACUCGCGGCUGCUCAAGCUGACAAGGAACGAGCUGAGACUGCGGAGAAGCAAUUAUCGGAAUCCAUGACUGCUCUCGAUGCCAAGAAUAAUAGAAUAAAAGAGCUCGAGGACAAGUUUUUAGGCGAUUCUCCUCACUCUGAAAGGACAGCUUGGCAACGUGUGUUGGAAUUAGAAUCCUGGCUUGAAAAGCUCUUGAUCGUAUGGCCGGCUUCAGUUCAGCUUCAUGAUGUUGGUACUGUCAAAGCAAAUGGUGUGAGCAAGUCGGGUAAAGACUUUGUUGCUGAUAUUAGAGCUAGUAUUGCUCAAACCAAGCCUGAUAUGGCCAAGACCGUGACUCCUGCCAAAACUGAUGAUUCGAUCUGGGCUGCUGCGUUGGAAAAUGUACAGAAUUCUUUCAACCUCGUCAGCGCUCAAGUCACGGAUCUGAAACAGAAGGAGAUACAGUCGAAAAAGGAUUUAGAAGAUUUAAAGACACGUCUCGCCACUAGUAGUACUGAGCUGAGCAAGCUGAAGACGACAGCUCAGCAAGCUCAAAUAGAUUCCCAAACGUACAAGUCUCAGAUUGAUAAUUUCAACAAGCAGAUGGAUUCUAAGGCUAAAGAGUUUACAAACAUGUCUCUUCAACUGGCUGCAGUAAAUGUGGAGUUGAUGAAACGUAAUAAGGAUAUAGAAAACCUCAACAAGCAACUCAGUGAAGCUCAGGGACGACAUUCAAUGUCUCUGAAUGAGCUGAAGAAGGUCAAGACUGAGACUGAAGAUAGAGUCAAGACCGUAGCCAAGGAGAAAUUAGACGAAGUAGCAAAUGUAGCCAAGACGCAUGAAGCUGCUGCUUCCAUGUUGUCUGCUGAAUUAGAGGCAAAGAAGAAGCAGGUCUCGACUUUGCAAAGUAAAUGGGAUGAGUUACAAAAGAACCAUGAUAGUGUAGCUGCUGAGUUACUUGAUCACAAGACACAGCUACAGGCUGCUUUGACCAAGUUGUCGCAGGAAGAGGCUAAGGGAGGUUCGGCAGAUGAACUCAAAGUAGCCAAACUUCAAAAAGAGUUUGAUUCUUUGAAUGCAAUCGCCAAGGAGCAGAGCGAAGAGAUAUAUAGACUGAAGACAGCACAAUUGACAGAUGCUCAGAAAAUAGCGGACUCGAUACGAGCUGCUCGACCAGAUGGAAACAUGACAGAUAUGAAGCUUCGAUUAUCGGCUCUCGAGGAGCAACUCAAUAAGUCGAAAGCAGAGCUCACGAUUACCAAGAAGUCUCUCUUGGAGGCUUCCAAUACCAUAUCAUCUCAACAAGACAUGUUGUCUAAGCUGAAGAAUCAGCUGCAUAGCAACAUGCAAAGAUCCUUGAAUAGGUCGGUACUCCCUAGCACACCUGUAGAAGUCUUUGCAGCAAAUAAGAGAGCAGAGCUGGCAGAAAAGGAAAUCAUCAAAGUGAAGAAUGAUUUGCUGAUAUCUAGAACGACGCAAUCAACGCUGGAAGCUAAGCUCAAGGAGUAUGAAAAGGCAUUGAAGGGUCUUGGAUCCAACAAUGCUGGUGUACUACUCUUUGGUGAGAGAACAAGCUCAUUGAAGAAGGAUCGACGUAGUAUCGUAAACAGGUAUCCGAUAUCACCACCUGAAACGCCUGUAAUGAAUAGUUUGACCAAUUCGCCGCCUCCUCCUCCGCCGCCUCCGAAAUCACCGAUACCAGACAAUAUAGAUAUACUAGAGUUACUUAGGUGGGCUGACGAUGGUGACGAUGUAUCCUCAUCACAACGUAGCUUCUUUACUUCAACAGAUAACCAUAAUAAUAAUCCUACCAGUGUUGGUUCUCUACUUAAUGAUACCUCAUCUGCUCCAGUCGCGCCGUCACCUGCAGCACCAUUUGCACCAUUUACGGGUAGUCUCCCUAUACCAACGAAAUCAUCUCGCGCAGUAGUAUCACCGGUACCCUCAACUGUAUCGUCAACAUCCUCAUCUGACAAACCAUCAAGGCCACCACGGUCUAGAGAACGUAAUUUAAACGCUGACUUUGACCCUAGUGUUACAAUUGCAGGUCUCAAUGCCGCUUUAGACUCAUCACGCUCAGAAGUCACUCGUCUUCAAUCUCUCAAGCUCGAAUCAGACUUUAAGGAGAAUGGAUUUAGGCGCGAGAUUGAUGAUUUGAAAAAGAGAUUAGAGAUGGCACAUGCUGCUCUUGGAAUUGGAAAGCCUACCGGUGCCUUGGGUAUAAUUAGCAGCGGGAGAAGAUCAGCUAAUUACAGAAGGGCCCAGGCUAGUAACUCGGGUUUGAACAUGUGUACAACAGAUCAGGAUUAA
Synchytrium microbalum is the source of this 4023-nucleotide messenger RNA. RefSeq lists its product as uncharacterized. The transcript has 7 exons. Bases 1 to 4023 code for a protein of 1340 amino acids. Lineage: Eukaryota; Fungi; Chytridiomycota; Chytridiomycetes; Synchytriales; Synchytriaceae. Gene Ontology annotation, molecular function: microtubule binding; ATP binding; microtubule motor activity. The record is from RefSeq and is a predicted model, not a curated record. Gene Ontology annotation, biological process: mitotic spindle organization; microtubule-based movement.